UUUUUCUUUUUUAAUACUUUUGCUUUAUCGUUUGGUCCACACACAUCAUCUUACUUCAUCAAACGACCUUUUUUCAUUGGGAAGAGACAUAAGACUGGGCAUACAGAAACCGACAGUUCUAAAAAGACAAAAAGAAAAAAGAAAACGAUGUCCAUUUUAGACGGUCAACGAGAGUACGGGAGCUCAUUCCCAGUUCCAACAGACAUCAGCUCCAUUGUUCCGGGGACGAUUUUUCAGGACGAUGUCCCGCCGCCGACUUUUAUUGAUGGAUCGUAUGACCCACCAACACCGCAACAGCAAUACCCACCUUCAUCUUCAUUGUUCAGAGCAACGCCUACAGGGUCAUCCACGGGAAACGGGGAUAAGCAUGUGCAGAUUGAGGUCAACUCGACGACCCAGACGGUUCUUAUUUCGCUGGGGGUUUGCGUUGGAGUGUUGUUCUUGCUGGGCGUGCUCGCGACGCAUUACAUCUCACACAAGAACAAGAGGGCGGAGAAGAAGAAGAAAAGGGCUUUGGAAGGAGAUGGAGCAGGAGCAGAAGCAGAGGGAGAGAGAGAAGGAGCCAAGUGGGAGAAGGCAAGAGGAUUCGGUACAGAAAGCGGCGGCAUCGGUUUAGAGUCGCAGCGCGGUUCUGAGGUCAGGAUAUCAGAUUUAGAGACGGUGUUGAUCGACGAGAAAGAUGGCGGUGUGGGUACGAGACUUGAGAAGGGCAAGAAUCCUAGGAAGACCUCUGUUCCGACCCUGGCUAACUGUACGCAAAGUCCGAAACAAAGCAACAUAAUUGGAGCCGUCGGAAUGGCGGUUGGUGGCGGUGGCCAUGCUGGCACGGGCUCGUUUCAGAUGGGUGCGUCAGGACCACGCGGGGAAGGGGGUGUUAACCCACGCAACUCGUUUAUGGACGCCACACAGGUCUUUACGCGUCGACCGAGUAUUACACGGACGCCUUCGGCACCGAUUGCGCCAUUGAGGGCAGCGACGCCGAGGUAUAGCCACGAGCAUCCUCAUCAGGGCGUAAAUUUGCAGAUUGGGAUCUAUCCGAACGAUGCAGCGCUCCUGGGAUCCGGUUUCUCACAGGAGCUGACGAGUCCCAUGUUCCCGAUAUCACCUUCGAGUCUUGGGACCGAGCAUAUGGACUUUAACCCGUUCGCGUCGCCGCCGCCCUCGGCAGGAUCCAAAUCGAGUCUCUUUCUGGAUCCGUUCCGGACCCAUAAUAAUAGUCAGCUUAGUCUGAAUCUGAUCAUGACGAACGACGACAGCGCCGUGCUCGCAGAGGAUGAUGGCCCUUACCCAUUUCCUACGGCAUCAGCUUCAGACAGCGACACCAAGCCUAACUCGUUUUCUCCUGACGGACUCUCCUCCUCGUCCCCCACCGGUGCUCCACCUCUACCUCCCCGGUCUCUCGACGACCUCUCGGAACCGAAGCUCGUUCUACGGCACUUCCAGUCCUCGAUCUCAGCCGACCACCGCUACACACUCAUGCGUACAAGCUCAAACACCUCAUCUGACUCGCCACCGCACGGCGUCUUUGGCCCCUCCUUUCUUAGUUCCCCCGCGACACGACCCGGGGUCGAGCGACAAGCUGGGUUCAGUCCAGGCGUGGCCGACCGACGAUCGAUUGCCGGGAGCGUUGUGACACCAACACCAACAGCCGAAUGCUAUUCUCCGGGUGGAUCCAUUAACGAGGGCAAUGCCUGGUAUCGCCGACGUGCAAGUGUGAUCAUACCAGAGAGUGGGAGUGCUCAUGUGCGCCUCUGGAAGGAUGGAGAGAGUUCGCCUAGGAUCGCGAAUCGGUCCAGUCGGUCCGAAUCCCAGUCUUCAUCGCAUUCAGACCAUUCUCAUGAGUCGUCCAUAGGGCCUUCACCCCUGGGACAGAGCCGGGCGCAAAAGGAUACAGACGCCGUGUCGCAGGAUCCACCGCAACAGCAGCAACAGGAAUUGAUCACGCAGGAGCAGGACAAGUUGAAGAGUGGUCGAGACGAGGAGGAGAAUGGGCUCUUGCGCAAGACGACACGCAACGGUGCUGCAGUAUUUGAGGGAACCCAGAGUAACAAGGGUAGCGGUAUCUCAAGGUCACCUUCGCCUGCACCAGUAGUUGUGGAACCAGGGCAGGAGUCGUCGAGUGACGUGGCAGAUAGGACCAAGAGUGAGCAGGAGGAGGUUGAUCAGGUCGUGGUGAGGUUGCGUACGCCUCGACGCGAAAGCCAUACCGGUAGUACACAUGGCAAUCGACGCAGUUACCUGGAUGACUACCGUGAACAGCAACAGCAACAGCAACAGCAGCAACAACCACGGCAACACUAACAGCAAUCAAAGUAAUCGAUCGAGUCCACGACAAUAAAUAUAUUUUAGAAUAACUUAAUAUGAUUCAU
Molecule: messenger RNA, 2369 nt
Organism: Gamsiella multidivaricata
Lineage: Eukaryota; Fungi; Mortierellomycota; Mortierellomycetes; Mortierellales; Mortierellaceae
Exons: 2
Coding region: 148-2301 (717 amino acids)
Source: RefSeq, a predicted model, not a curated record